GGCGGAGGCUCGCGGCGUCGUGUGGCGGGGAGGCGGCGUGCGGGGCGGCCCCGGCUCGUUGGGGUCCUGCGGGGCGGCGGCGGGCGGGCGGAUCGGUGUCUCCUUCACUUCGCCCUCCAGUGCCAGCGCCUGCAGCAGCGCGGCCUCCUCACGGCGACGCCCGCCCGCGCCCCCGGCCCCACUCCGCCCGGCUCCGCCGCCCUCCUGCGCCAGCCAGCUCCAAUGGCAAUUCCUCCGUCGUAUGCAGACCUUGGCAAAUCUGCCAGAGAUAUCUUCAAUAAAGGAUAUGGCUUUGGGUUGGUGAAACUGGAUGUGAAAACAAAAUCUGCAAGUGGAGUGGAAUUCACAACAUCUGGUUCUUCGAACACAGACACUGGAAAAGUGAAUGGGAGCUUGGAGACCAAAUACAAGUGGGCUGAGUAUGGGCUGACUUUCACAGAAAAAUGGAACACAGAUAACACUCUGGGAACAGAAAUUGCAAUUGAAGAUCAGAUUGCCAAAGGCUUGAAGUUGACAUUUGAUACAACUUUCUCACCAAAUACAGGAAAGAAGAGUGGUAAAAUUAAGUCAGCAUAUAAACGUGAAUGCCUAAACCUAGGUUGUGAUGUUGACUUUGACUUUGCUGGGCCUGCAAUCCAUGGUUCAGCUGUCUUUGGUUAUGAAGGCUGGCUGGCUGGUUAUCAGAUGACUUUUGAUAGUGCCAAAUCAAAAUUGACAAGAAACAACUUCUCUGUGGGUUACAAGACUGGAGACUUCCAACUGCACACUAAUGUCAAUGAUGGUUCUGAAUUUGGUGGGUCAAUUUACCAGAAAGUGAGUGACAAUCUUGAAACUGCUGUAAACCUGGCUUGGACAGCAGGUAGCAACAGCACUCGCUUCGGUAUUGCAGCUAAAUACAAGUUGGAUUCCACUGCUUCUAUCUCUGCAAAAGUCAACAAUUCUAGUCUAGUUGGAGUGGGUUACACCCAGACCCUGAGGCCAGGUGUGAAGCUUACUCUGUCUGCCCUGAUAGACGGAAAGAGCAUCAAUGCUGGUGGCCAUAAACUUGGCCUUGGCCUGGAAUUGGAGGCUUAAAAAGGUGAAGAAACUGCUGCAGAGAAGGGAUAUCAGAAGAAUUUGGCCUUAAAAUGUAUUUCCAAUGUGACCAGCAGGCUUUUUUUCCCAAGAAGGAUGACCUAGAACAAGAGCUGUAUUUGAAGUAUUUAGACAGUUACUUGUUAGCUGGUUUCUAGUUAAAUUCGUUACCCAUCUAGUUACAAUUCUGCAUUAGUGCAGUCACUUAAACAUUAUUUAAAUGUAUUUAACUGUUUAAUGCGCUACCCACAAAUAAUGAAAUAGACAUUUAUGAAAACUGUACAAUUGUGUGCAUGUUUGUUUUUAUGUUCCUUUUAACAUUUGAUAUUGCCAUUGAAUGAAAAAUGGAUCAGUGGAUGUCUUGAAAUGAGGUCAACAGUUCUGUUAAAUCACCUUAAAUAGAUACAUUUGGUAUCCAGAGACAACUCAAAUUAUGAAUAAAUCAAGUACACA
Messenger RNA from Cygnus olor (mute swan), 1527 nucleotides. It is a transcript of the gene VDAC2, whose product is annotated as voltage dependent anion channel 2. Gene Ontology annotation, biological process: monoatomic anion transmembrane transport. Bases 223 to 1074 code for a protein of 283 amino acids. The transcript is spliced from 9 exons. Lineage: Eukaryota; Metazoa; Chordata; Aves; Anseriformes; Anatidae. Gene Ontology annotation, molecular function: voltage-gated monoatomic anion channel activity. Gene Ontology annotation, cellular component: mitochondrial outer membrane. The record is from RefSeq and is a predicted model, not a curated record.